UCCACGAGUUUAGUACGACACAGGACAGAAGGCAUGGCUCGAAACCUUUGGACUUGCCAGACGGGCAUUUUACUUCCAGACUUGCGCAGUGUUGUUCCGGCGUGAAGUAUCAACAAGCGAAAAGGUAACAGAAUCGUCUGCUACAAUGUCAGCCCAAACCAUGGCCGCAAUGUGUGAUUUGAACAUCGCAGACAUGCGGACUCCAUAUAAAGACAAGAGGGCUGUUUUUGACGAGUGUGACCUUGUGUCUAAAGAACCAGUUACCCAGUUUAAAGCCUGGUUUGAUGAAGCCUGUCAGACAGAGGGAAUUCUGGAGCCAAACGCCAUGGCCCUGGCUACUGCUGACAAGACUGGUCAUCCAUCUGUUAGAAUGGUGCUGUUAAAAGGCUUUGAUAAGAAUGGAUUUAAAUUCUUCUCCAACUAUGGAAGUCGCAAAGGCAGAGAUCUGAGAGACAAUCCAUACUGUAGUCUCGUGUUCUAUUGGUAUGCACUCAAGAGACAAGUGAGAAUAGAAGGCCCAGUGGAGAAACUGUCGGCAGAGGAGAGCACAGAGUAUUUCCAUCGUCGGCCACAGGGCAGUCAGAUAGGAUCAGCCAUCAGCAAACAGAGCACACCUGUGGCCAGUCGACAGGCUUUAGAAGACAAGUAUAAUGAAAUGGAAAAGGAAUAUUCUGAUGGAAACAAGAUGAUUCCCAAGCCUGAGUUUUGGGGAGGUUACCUUGUGAAGCCAGAAUUGGUGGAGUUUUGGCAGGGCCAGACAAACAGAGUGCACGACAGGAUUGUGUUCAGGCGACAGAGGCAAGGCGAGGUAAUAGAUCCUGCAGUAACAAAAACGGGAGAGGACGGCUGGGUAUAUGAGAGGCUAUGUCCCUGAGACAUAUAAACUCAGACUGAUGUAUGUGCGAGGCAUAUAGACUCGUACAGUGUCUCACAUAUUAUAUAUUACUGCACAUGCAUUAAGCAGAAUUAAAGAUUUGUCAUUUAUUUUGAGGUGUGGUGGGAACUUGGGACAAAAUAUUCGCUCUUCUUUGAUGUUUGUGAGCCUGGUGAGGAGUACAGGUUGUAUCAUGUAUAUUUGAUGUGCUGUGCAAACCUGAAAAUAAUUUUGAAAUUCGUAAUAGUAAGUUAAAAGUAACUUUUAAGACUUGUUAUUCUCUUAAUAAAGACAUCAGCAUGAGGAUCAAAGCUUUUGUAAUGUGAAAUUUACAUGGAGAUACCUUGUCUUCAUUAUUAUCAUUGAACCCACACACAGCGGACUAUGACUCUGAAGCUGUAUAUAGUGUGGAAGUUGUGUGACAUGAUUAGUAAAUUUUCCAGCUACUCACAGUUUGCCUGUCAAAAAUGUGUUUACUAAGGUGC
Liolophura sinensis is the source of this 1359-nucleotide messenger RNA. RefSeq names its product pyridoxine/pyridoxamine 5'-phosphate oxidase-like. Bases 146 to 874 code for a protein of 242 amino acids. The record is from RefSeq and is a predicted model, not a curated record. Gene Ontology annotation, molecular function: FMN binding; pyridoxamine phosphate oxidase activity. Gene Ontology annotation, biological process: pyridoxal 5'-phosphate biosynthetic process; pyridoxine biosynthetic process. The transcript has 8 exons. Lineage: Eukaryota; Metazoa; Mollusca; Polyplacophora; Chitonida; Chitonidae.